AUGUCGCCUGGGCCCUAUCCACUUGGAUCCAACGAUACUGGAGCCAAGAAAAGGAAAAGGAAGAGAUCAAAAAGAGCAAGCAAUGAGGGUCAGGAAAGAAGUGCCGAUACAAACACAAACAGAGUAAACAAAAAGGUGAAAUUUUAUGAGAUAGAGGAUUCUGAACAAACCAGAGAUGCCAACACAACUAUAAAUGGCACAGCUAAACUUGGCUAUGAAGGUACACCUGAGUCAAAUAGCGAAGGUAUAAGCAGAGAACAAGAAUUCCAGUCACGAACAGAUUAUAAAGCUGAUACUGAACCCGAGGUCCCUAAAAGAGAUGAGCAAACGGAAACUCCCAAGCCAAAACCUCAAUUAAUGAGGCUGAACGGGCCAAAGAAAACCCGCAAAAAUGUCUUUUACGAUGAUCAAGAUGAUGACGAGGACAAUGACAGUUCAUCAUACCAGAUAGAUCGCACAACUCCAAGAGCUGUCAUCGAGCGAAGGGCCCGUGAGUUGCUCGAGGUGAGAAAGUCACUUCCUAUUUAUCAGCACAAGGAUAAGAUUGUGCAAUACGUGCAGCAAAACCAGGUUGUUGUUGUGAUUGGUGAGACUGGAUCGGGUAAGUCUACGCAGAUACCGCAGUUUUUGAUACCUCUUAACAAGAAGCGUGUGGCCGUCACACAGCCACGUAGAGUCGCCGCUGCAUCUUUAGCAACAAGGGUCAGCGACGAGUUUGGCUGUCGGUUGGGCGAAGAGAUUGGGUAUCAGGUAAGAUUCUCGAACGUCACUUCGCAUAGCACUAAGGUGAAUUACCUAACUGAUGGUAUGUUGAUCAGGGAAAUAAUGUUGGACGACAAGCUAUCACGAUACAGUACUAUUGUCAUCGACGAAGCUCACGAACGAACAGUCCUUACAGAUCUUACUUUGGGCUACUUGAAGCAAUUGAUACGAAGCGGGAAGAGAAAAGACCUCAAUGUGAUUGUCAUGUCUGCUACAUUGAACGCUGAGCUCUUCAGCAAAUUCUUUGACUACGCUCCGAUUUUGUAUGUCGAAGGUAGAAUGUACCCCGUGUCGAAGCAUUACCUUACCACUUCAUCAGAAGAUAUCGUGGACACCAUGGUUAGAACAAUUGUUCAACUAAACAUGUCAGAACAGGAGGGUGACAUCCUUUGCUUUUUGCCAGGUCAGGAGGAGAUUGACAACUGUGUCACAAUAUUGAAUACUUUAGCUACUCAAUUGCCCAAAGAAGCACCAAUGAUUGUUGCUUUACCCCUCUACGCAGCAUUAUCGCCUGCUCAGCAGAUCAAAAUUUUCGAAAAAUUGAGUCCAAGAAAGCGAAAGGUCAUUUUGGCAACCAACAUUGCCGAGACUUCUAUUACCGUCAGUGGUGUGAAAUUUGUUAUAGAUUCGGGAUUAAGAAAGGUGAAGGUCUGGAGACACCUGCUUGGAUUAUCUACCUUGCUCACUACGCCAAUAUCUCAGGCAUCUGCCAAGCAGAGAGCCGGUAGAGCUGGUAGAGAAAGCGAGGGUAAGGCUUUUCGUCUCUAUUCUGAGAGAGUCUUCUUAAAUAAGCUUCCAAAACAACAGGAGCCUGAAAUAGUCAGGAAUGACAUAAUACUUCCUGUAUUGACUUUGAAGAAGAUGGGAAUUGAUGAUCUACUCAACUGGACAUGGCUUGAGCACCCAGGAAAAGAGGCCAUAUUGGGUGCUCUACAUACAUUGCACUUUUUGGGUGCGCUAAAUGAAACUGGCCAUCUCACUCCAUUGGGAUAUAAGAUGGCAGUUUUGCCAUUAGCACCUGCUCUUUCGGCAGUGCUUAUUUCUGCAUUUGAUCAUAAAGUUUUGCAAGAGGUUAUUGAUAUUGUUUCAUGCCUCUCCGUUGAUAAUUUCAUUCUCAAUGUGACUGGAAAUGGUGACUUGAGAGACGAGGUGAAUCACAAGAGAAGACAAUUCUGUCCUUUGGGUUCCAAGCAAGGUGAUCUCAUUGCAUUGAAGGAAUACUUUGAUUACUUUAAGAGUCUAGAUGACUCAAAGAAUACGGCCGAAGCAAAGAUGUGGUGUAAAGAAUUGUUCUUCAGUUAUAAGGGUUUCAAGAAUGUAAUGCGAGUCAGACGUCAGAUAAUGGAUUACAUGACCUCAACAAUCAAGCAGGAUGACUCUAUUACACAAGUGGAAAAGGACAAGCAGCUCAAAGAGCUCCAACGUCACCUCAAUCUUGGUAAGUAUCACGAGGAGGAUGAUGAUGAAGGUGAUUUUAAGGAGCUUUCAAAGUCUUUGGAUGUUCCCUCCAUUCUCAAAUCAUUCCUCAAGGGUUAUGCAUUAAACACAGCAAUUGGAAUGCCAGAUAGAUCUUUCCGAACUUGCUCCACAGGUCAACUAAUCAGCAUACAUCCGUCGUCCAACCUAUUCGGUAUGCCGAAUAUCGAUGCAAUUAUGUACAUUGAGUUUGUCUACACAGCCAAAGCAUACGGAAGGAACUGCUCCAAAAUUGAGCUUGCGUGGCUUCAAGAAGUUGCUCCUCACCUUCUACGAGGCGCUAAAGUCAGCAUCAAUGCCUAA
Messenger RNA from Candidozyma auris, 2541 nucleotides. RefSeq names its product RNA helicase. Gene Ontology annotation, molecular function: RNA binding; ATP binding. NCBI's taxonomy places the organism in Eukaryota, Fungi, Ascomycota, Pichiomycetes, Serinales, Metschnikowiaceae. The transcript has a single exon. Gene Ontology annotation, cellular component: intracellular anatomical structure; catalytic step 2 spliceosome. The record is from RefSeq and is a predicted model, not a curated record. The coding region runs from base 1 to 2541 and encodes 846 amino acids.